Messenger RNA from Perca fluviatilis (European perch), 3354 nucleotides. RefSeq lists its product as uncharacterized. The coding region runs from base 26 to 1135 and encodes 369 amino acids. The transcript is spliced from 7 exons. The record is from RefSeq and is a predicted model, not a curated record. Lineage: Eukaryota; Metazoa; Chordata; Actinopteri; Perciformes; Percidae.
CACCACUGCAUCAGUGUUAUUUUUUAUGGAGUCUUUUCAAACAGAUUACUACAAGUUGUUUGGAAGGAAAUCUGUGAGGAGACCUGUGAUGAUAAUCUGUGAUGGGUCCCUUGUUCUGAUGCAAGCUGUUGCCUACAGUUUUUGUAAACAUUCUUUGGAGAGCUUGCUCAGUGUGUACUAUGACAUUGUCACUGGACAGUUGAAAGAGGUCAUGAAUAUGCCAAUUCUUCAUCGCUGCCUAAGCCACAUCAUGAAGAAUGCCAAAGUGUUCUGCAAGAAACAUUCCCCCAAACACUACAGACUGUCCAUGCAUCUUUUUGGCCUCCUGACAAGUGCUGCCACACUGAUGGAAAUGGAUGACAUUAUUACAAGCAUGGCAGUCCUGUUCUCAAGUCCUCAGAGUGGUGACAACGUGGAAAAACACUUCCAAAACCUUCAGAACAGGUUGCAAACAAUUGGCUUUUCUGAAAGCAGUGACCGUGCAGAAAAUGCUGAAAAUGACUUUGAGAUCAAUCUGGGGCACACAACAUUUCAUACUCAUUUUGCGGAAAUAGUGGCAAACGCACCUGUAGAUGUAAAGGGUGAGCCAAAUGAGUAUCAUUCACCUACAUUCAUGCCUAACCUGGUGAAAUAUUUCCUACCUCAGGCAGUUUUGUGGUCUGGUCUUAUGCUGGGUGAUCUUGGCCGCCAUGGAAAAGGACCAGCCUACAAUCAUUUUUCCAAGAUCUUUAUGCGAUGCAGUCAGUCAGGCACACAGAACUACACUGAGGACAACAAGACUCAGGCUAUAAUGGAGAAAAGCCAAUGGGAUCUGAAAAAAAUUAGAUUCCAGAGACGUCGUCUCACAAGGCUUGACGACUUUGUACAGAUUUAUCAGCAGACACAUAAUGCUCUCUUGAUGGAGUUCUCUGACUCAACACGCAAGAGAAAAACAUACAGGGUAAAUGUUGAGCGCUGGAGAAAAAGGAAGCCUUCCAAGAAAGGCAUCUAUGUGUCACCAAUAAAGAAGAGUUUCCCAUUCAGGACAACAAAAGUGGUAUUAAAGUAUCAUAUAAAAUAUUAUCACACUUCAUUGUUCCUUACAAUUUUAAAUAACAAUAUAGAUACGGUUUAUAUUAUACUUUAUAACAUUUAAAACAUAUUCCGUUUUAUUUCAUAAUAUUCCAAAUCCAGAUUUGAAAUAAAUGCACUAAUAAAUUAAUGAUUUUCGAAGCCACAAAUGUAAUUUUAGUUUAUGUGAUGUGAGAAAUAUAUCUUCCUGUAUGUGAUGUGAAUGGUUUAGGCUCCAGUCAAAGGACGCAAACCAGGUUUGGAGAGACCACAGACAGUGACUGACACCAGCUCGACAGGACCCAAGUCGGAAAAGGAACCUUUAAGGAGCACUGACAUCCCAAAAAAACCUGGGAGUACAACAACAUCUGUAAAUAAAAACUAUGGACCAUGCUGGCAAGGAGCAGACCCCUCAGAAAAGAAAUCUGCAGCAAGACUACAAAGGCCUCCACAGGUCCCAAAACAUAGCAAAAUGACUGCUGUUCUUCAUCCGUACCACUGGCUUAGCUGUGAUGAGAUAGAUUUUGCAUCAUACUUGCUUGCAAGCGAGUACCCUCACAUUCAUGGCUUUCAGUCAAGUGUUUUAUUUAGUGUUUUACAUAAGGGAGGGAUUGUGGGUACUCCAAGCAGCCCAUUUGUGCAAAUUUUACACACUGGGAACAACCACUGGGUAACUGCUAGCAACCUGUUUUGUCGGAACAAUCAGGUUUGCAUUUAUGACAGUCUUUCGACAGUGCUAAACAACAAAGACAAACAAGUUUUGUCAUGGUUAAUAAGGCCAAAGGAAGACAAAUUUACAGUUAUUUACCCUGGUGUCCAACAUCAGUCGAAUUGUAGUAACUGUGGUUUGUUUGCAAUUGCUUUUGCAUUUGCAUUGUGCUGCAACCUGAGGCCAGAAAACUGCAAGUUCCGUGAGGGCCGGUUGAGGACUGAACUUUUAACUUCCUUCAAGAAAGGACAAAUCCAUUUUAAAACAGAGCCAAGAGUUGGUGCUCCAAAGUCAGGACAAACACAUGUGAAUGUGUACUGCAUAUGCAGGACUGCACACUGCAGUGAAGUAAUGGUAGAAUGUUCUUUGUGCAAGGGGUGGUAUCAUCCUAACUGUGUGAACAUACCACAAAAUGCCAUUAGUGGGGAUGAUGACUGGAAUUGCCACAACUGUACUGGCUAAAUAUAAAAAAGAAAUGACAUUUUCUUGCAUUCAAUUUAGGAAGUCCAAUUUAGGAAUUUCUUGAAUUCACUUACAUUUUUCAUUGCUUUGAUUAUUCAGUGUGCCGAUGUGCAAUCGGCACAAUGACUAUUGUUUCUCAUACUUUUAAUAUUAUUCCGCCAGUUUUUUGUCCCGCUUAGGCUCACGAAGCGUUGCCAACACGCGCACACAAAUGACAUCAUCACGUGUGUAACGUUCGGGAAUGGUGUGCUAUGUGUUUUGUAAGAGAUUUGCCGCACGGUUUUCACGAAAUCGGCCUAAAAAACGUGAAAAAUUGUCCCAUAGACUUGAAUGGGGAAUCGCUUAACAUCGCUCAAAACAAGCCCCGUUUGGGACCAUGCUGUAUCGCCAUACUUUAAUGUAGAAAAAAGAUUAAAAGUUUAAACCGAAGACAAGAUUUUGGCGUUUAUUGGGCUGAAUGGGCUUUCGGAUAUCAAGCACGUUUUCUACGAAAUCACAGUUUACGUAUCGUCGUCUUUUCAGACCGUUUCAGAUUUUCCCAUGUGUGUGUAUGGGGCCGAAAUGUUGAGAGUUAGAGUGGGAGUCAGUGUGGAGCUGAAGUACGAUUCUCGGAAUUUUUUCCAAACAAAUUGCUCUCCCUUCUACAGUUUUCACUCUUCAUACAUCAUACUUGGUCAAAAUGUAGGAAAUCUUGUGGCGGUCGCAGACAUGUGACUAUGGAAUCCCCCGGACGUACACUGCCGAUAGAAAAAAUGGAGUUACAGUACGAUUCGCUGAAAUUUAUUUCCAAACAAAUUGCUCUCUCCCGUGCAAUUUUCAUUCUACAUACAUCAUAGUUGGUCAAAAUGUAGGAAAUCUGAAGGAUGCAGAUGGUUCCCUGUUUGUUAGCUGCUCUGUGUCCCAUAUAUUUCAUACCACAAACAUAAAAACCACAUCAAUGCGUUCGCCAGACUUUUAUCUCUCUGGUGAUCAUAAUAUUUUGCCGUUUGGACCCAUGGUUUUUGACUUACAGAACAAACUUUAGAGUAUUAAUUAUCAUUACAUGUUGGACCCAUGGAAGACACUGUCUCCCCCUCCCUACCCCUGCACUGUGGAAAUCACCAUAGCAACAAGUUCUGACACAAACACAUUCU